GAUGGAUCAAAUAUCAAUGUUCACUACCAACAUCAUUUAACAAUAACAACUCCUCCUUUCACAAAUGAUCAUAUACAACUAAUUGCUCUAUAAAAGGUAAUCAUAUUUUCUUAUUUAUUCAACUUUAGAACCUAAUCGUUACCCAAACUCAAUCAUUAACCAAUAAAAUAAACAAAUUUAGACAAUAGUGUCUACUUAUCUCAAUUAAUCUAAAAAUAAGUUGAGACAACUUUUGUUAAACCAAUAUAAUCUAAAUUAACUAAAAAACAAUCAAAUACUUUAAAAACUAAAGAGGUUUGUAGUAUUGAAAAUGUUAAGAAUCAAAAAAAGGAAACUCUUUAAAAGAAAAAAAUAUUUUUGUCAAUGUUAGAUAUCAAGAAGGCUUAAUAUAGAAAGUAAUUUAAUUAAUUCUAUCUAUAGAUUUAAAAUCAUAGAAGAAGAUAAUCAAAAGAAACCGAUUGCAGUAGUCCAUGAAUCUUCUUGA
Molecule: messenger RNA, 484 nt
Organism: Paramecium pentaurelia
Lineage: Eukaryota; Ciliophora; Oligohymenophorea; Peniculida; Parameciidae
Source: the annotation of a GenBank genome assembly